This is a messenger RNA of Suricata suricatta (meerkat), 1295 nucleotides long. It is a transcript of the gene FBXO27, whose product is annotated as F-box protein 27. The record is from RefSeq and is a predicted model, not a curated record. The annotation marks the transcript as partial. The transcript is spliced from 5 exons. NCBI's taxonomy places the organism in Eukaryota, Metazoa, Chordata, Mammalia, Carnivora, Herpestidae. Gene Ontology annotation, biological process: SCF-dependent proteasomal ubiquitin-dependent protein catabolic process; glycoprotein catabolic process. Gene Ontology annotation, cellular component: cytoplasm; SCF ubiquitin ligase complex. Gene Ontology annotation, molecular function: ubiquitin protein ligase activity.
CUCAUCCUGGCCCGGGACCACGGCGCCCUGCUGCCGCUCGCCCGCAGCUGCCUGCCCCCCGCCCGCGACGGCCGGCCCUGCCUGCUGGGCCGCUUCUGCGAGCGCCGACCGAUCGGACGCAACCUCAUCCGCAACCCCUGCGGCCAGGAAGGCCUCCGGAAAUGGAUGGUGCAGCACGGUGGGGACGGCUGGGUGGUGGAGGUAAACCGGUCAACGGUGCCUGGGGCCCCCUCUCAGACCUGCUUCGUGUCUUCCUUCAGCUGGUGUCGCAAAAAGCAGGUCUUGGACCUGGAAGAGGAGGGUUUGUGGCCAGAGCUGCUAGAUAGUGGCAAGAUUGAGAUUUGUGUCUCAGACUGGUGGGGAGCCCGACAUGACAGUGGCUGCAUGUACCGACUCCUUGUCCAGCUUCUAGAUGCCAACCAGACGGUCCUGGAUAAGUUCUCUGCCAUGCCCGUUCCCAUCCAGCAGUGGAACAACAACGUGUGCUUUCAGGUCACCCACGUGUUCUCCGACAUCAAGACGGGCGUCCGCUUUGUGUCCUUCGAACACUGGGGCCAGGACACGCAGUUCUGGGCCGGUCACUAUGGAGCCCGCGUGACCAACUCCAGCGUGGUCGUGCGGGCCCGUCUGUCUUAGCCGAGGGCUGGCCUUGCAACACGACCUGAUGCCUUCCGGAACCUGGGACCGUGGGCCAGGACCUCUCAUUAACCAAGGGCACCUGCCUGCUGGUGUCCUGGGGACUCCAGGGUCCAUUGGAGGGUGCUGCUGGGCCCUGAAAACUACUAGAAGAAAGUUCUACCAUCUCAUCUACCUACUGCUGUUGUAGGGCAGUCCUUCCCCUGUUGGGGUUGGGGGCGGGCGGGGGGGACGACACGGGUGAGCACCCAGGAACGCUGGUCCUGGAAAGGGCUCUUCGCCCUCACGCCCAAGGGCCUGAGUCAACCCCGGUCCCCGCUGCCCUUGGCUCCUUUUGUUUCUGCUUUGGGGGGCUUACUGAUCCCUUUGGGGAGCACCCCUUAUCUCUGAGGUAGAAUCUUGUCCUUAUGGCUGGGAAAAUUCCAGCCAUCUUGGGUGGCAAACUUAACCUCCCAAAGCUUCAGGGCUGGGACUGGGUCUCGCAGUUGGAAGUCGCUUGGCUCAAAAAAAGUUUGGAGAGCCUCAAGGACCCCGGAGACUGUGUGGUGUAUAAAAUUAUUUUUUACUUUGAAACGUUUCUCGAACAUUGGGAGAAUAAUAUAUCGGCAAUGGCUCUCUGCCAGUCACAGCUAAUAAAUUUCUUAUUUUGCCAGAGUGUC